AUGGCCAGCGCCUCGACUAUCAUUGUUGUAGGUGUGUUGGUAGGCGUCUUGUCUUCUGCGACGCAGUCGUUGGGACUGACGCUCCAAAGGAAGGCCAGUGUCGCGUGCAAUGGCUCUCUGUAUCGCAAUUCCACGUGGCAGCUAGGUCUGGUAUUGUUUCUGCUCGCCAACAUCGUGGGCAGCACCGUCCAGAUCGCCACGCUGCCAUUGAUCAUUCUGGCGCCGCUGCAGAGCUGUGGUCUUCUUUUCAACUCCGUGGCUGCCCACUACAUUUUGAAGGAGCGUUCCUCAUGGCGGACACCCCUCGCGACUCUGUUUAUCAUCGUUGGCGGAAUGGUUAUCGGUGUGGUGGGAGUCUCCACCACUGACGAUAACUCAAUCACCCACUCACUUUCAGAAUUGCUUCUGCUGGCCCGCCAACCGCUCUUCCUACGCUGGUUUGUCGUGACAAACGUCAUAGUCGUGCUUGUUCUAAUGUGGACCAUGUUCUCACGUCUCGGAUUGCUUGCUAAGGGUGUCAUUUAUGGAUGUUGCAGUGGGACCUGGUCUGCACACUCUCUAUUGCUGGCCAAAUCUGUAUCUGACAUUAUCACACAUGCUCUGAUCUUCAAGACAUCAGACCUUAAACGCUUCAAUUUCUACCUACUCGUUGUCAGUUUUGUAUCCCUAUCGCUAACGCAGUUGUUCCUGUUGAACAGGGGUCUGCGACAUCUUUCCACCUCGAUACUAUAUCCGCUUGUCUUCUGUGUAUACAACCUGGUCAAUAUCCUGAACGGCGUUGUCUUCUUCCAUCAGGACAACACAUCUUUGACACACGUCAUUCGCAUCAUUUCACCCGGUGUGGCAAGCCUCAUCCUUGGUGUGGUCCUUCUGUCACAGGACCAGUAUUUCAUAGCCCAACGUGAGGAAGGGUCGUCUUCUCAGGAUGCUUCUAACCGCACCAGCGUCCUUUCCUACACCAGUCUUAGACCCAGAUCAGUCGAUCUUUCGUCACUUCAAGCCACGUCAAACAUCGCCAAUGAUAGCGAUACCUUCUAUGUAUCUCUGCCGCAGGCUUCGAAAAAAGAUAAGUAUGGCUCGGGAGCAUCUGCAAAGCGAACUAGCAAGAGAGUGCUCUCUUAUGAGCAAGAGGAAUUGUUAACGCAAAUGGUAUGA
Molecule: messenger RNA, 1155 nt
Organism: Lachancea fermentati
Lineage: Eukaryota; Fungi; Ascomycota; Saccharomycetes; Saccharomycetales; Saccharomycetaceae
Source: the annotation of a GenBank genome assembly